Cylicocyclus nassatus is the source of this 3338-nucleotide messenger RNA. The record is from the annotation of a GenBank genome assembly. Lineage: Eukaryota; Metazoa; Nematoda; Chromadorea; Rhabditida; Strongylidae.
AUUUUGAGCACUUGUUUGUGGCUGUUAUGACAGCUGGAAUUUUAAUGACACCGUCUCGCGUAUUGUAUGCGUCGUGUAAAGUCAAUCAUCCAAUUUGUCGUAAUUAUAAAAUGACAUUAUUACAGGCAUUAUAGUUUAUUUGUAAGUGCUCAAUGUGAAAAAGAGGAGGUCUGCUUGGAUAUGACGACUUCCUCGGAGAGCGUCAAAUUCCUGCAACUUCGGAACGGCGAGCGUAUCAAUAUAAAUUCAUUCUGUAAUGUCGUUCACACUGAUGAUGGCAAGCUUCCGACGGAGCAGAAAUCUGGUAGCAUGUUCGAGUCUUAUAGAGAGCAUUUCAAAACCGCGGAGAUAUCUGUCCCUCCAGUUGAUUAUAAAGUGGUGGAUUCUUUGCUAACAACUAAUAGUGAUAAGAAACGUCCCGAGGAGUUUGUCAAAUUUGUCGAGAAAACGAAAUCUGAUUAUGAUCAGAUGAUAGAGUAUGACUGCGACGAAGAGGACUAUCUCUGGAUAAAAAACGUGAACAAAUCACGAAAGAAGAACAAGGAAAAGUUGAUAACACCGGAGUUGUUGGAGAAAGUUAUGGACAAACUGGAAAAAGAGAGCUGUUUUGAAGUAGUGAAAGGGUCGCCAUCAAUGGUUCCCGGUUCUUCUAUGGAUGGUGACGAUGUAUGUUGUGUAUGUGGUGAUGGAGAUGUAAAUAAUGUAAACCAAAUAAUCUAUUGUGACAUGUGCAACAUAGCAGUUCACCAGGAUUGUUACGGAGUGCCAUAUAUUCCUGAAGGCCAAUGGCUAUGUCGCCGAUGUAAGCUGUCACCAUCUACGCAAGUGGAAUGUUGUUUAUGCCCGAACACUAGUGGUGCCUUCAAACAAACAAGCGACGAACGUUGGGCACAUGUCAUCUGCGCUAUCUGGCUUAAUGAGGUGCAUUUUGGCAACACGGUGUUCUUGGAACCUAUAGAAGGUGUAGAUGCCUCGUUAGAACGUCGAUGCAAGCUGAAAUGUUUAGUAUGCAGAAAGAAGAUGGGUGCAUGUUUGCAAUGUUCGACUCGCAGUUGUCUGAAAGCUUUUCACGUCACGUGCGCACAACAAUCGGGAAUGGCAAUGCAAAUCAAGACAAAUCCAGAUCCCGAAAGCUCUGAUCUCGUAGAUGUCCAGCGGUUUGUGUACUGUCAUCUUCAUGCUGCUGAUGAUGGGUGUGACCCAGUCACUCGCAAGAAGCGUAUGGACGAGGCAAUCCGUCGUGCUCGCCGAAGUAUGGCGGCAAAGACAAGCAGGACACCUACUGUAAAUAUGCCAACUAUAUCAUCUGAAGCUAUUGAAAGUAUCAAGAAGCAAGUAGGCUCCGUCGUUAGUGAUAUUGUGCAGUAUUGGUAUCUCAAAAGGCGAAGUCGCUGUGGUGUUCCGCUUAUCCGGCGGCUGCAGCUCAACCAGAAAGUGUCUCGGCCAUCCAAUUUCUUUGCUUCUGAACUUGAUCAAGAAGAGCAGACGAUAUAUCAGCAGUUUGCGCUCAAGAGGAUGAGUUUGGAAACCACCAGGCUGCUAUGUGAGCAAGUUAAGAAGCGAGAAAGUCACAAAAGAAGUCAUCGGAAAGUUUCCUCCCUGCUUACCUCAGCAUUGCUCAAGCCUAUUCCCCUCGUGCUUGAAGAUAUACUUGAUCGACUUUUGGAGAAGGACAAGGACAAGGUGUUUGCCAAUCCAGUCACGCUGGAAGGGUAUAAGGACUAUAUCAAGCAUCCCAUGGACCUAUCCACGAUGAGAAAAAAAGCAGAAAAGGGCAAGUAUGAUUCGAUAGCCGCUUUGCGGACCGAUGUUCUUCUGAUGACUGAUAACUGCGAAAAAUUCAACGUGGAGAAUCCCUACUUCUUGCAGUAUGGUCGCAAGUUUCGAAAAGUUGCUCUACAACUACUCGAUAAAGAGGAGAACAGAGAGCGAACGUUGGAGAAGCUGCUUUCUUGCGGGACAGAAGGCUCUAUACUUUCUGAAGUAUCACGCUUGGGUUUGUACGACGUAUUAGAAGCUGAGGUCUCGAAGGACGAAAGUGAACAGGAAUGCGAGGAGAAAGUGCAAAGAACGCAUCGGACUCGCGAACCGAAACCAUCUGCCGCUGGUUCUUCUUUCGAACCAAAGCAAUCGGGAGGUUUGGGAUUAGGUUCUUUCCUUGCUCCAAAAGUACAGGGUGGCGGACUCUUUACUAUAAACGGUAGUAAUCCGAAACCGAAACGAAAGACCAGUCCUGUGGACAAGACUCCGAGCCAUAAAAGACGGAAGAAGGAUCUGGCUUCUAAUAAUACGCAUCAAUCGCCGAUCACUGCUUUCCUUUCUCCCUCUACUCCAUCGGGUAGACGAUCGCUUGCCCGACCGAAUGGAACUGCCCCUCUCAUGGCUUUCCGUAACAACUCGGUGAAAAGCCCGCUGCCUGCUGACGUUGCGUCUUCUGAAUCUUCAGCUGAGGAGGAAGGCAGUAACGCAGUUCGCCGUAGGACGCGGUUUGGUGAUCAAGCCAAAAUGGAAAUCCAGGAUCUGAGUGAUUUUGAUGGAUAUCACCAUAACGAUCUUGUCGUUGUCGACGGAAUCGCUGGACGAGUUAUUGAUCCGGUUGACGCGAGAGUCGAUGGUGGUCUCCCAAGCGAGCUUGUCAGUGAAUGUAGAAUGUCUGCUCACAGAAAGGAGUCUCAAAUCUGUGUCUACCUCUUUGAAAAUGAGAAUAAGUGGGGAUGGUAUCCUUCCCGGGAUGUUCGUUAUUUGAACACGAAUGGCGAUAACAUGUCCUCAUUGUCAUCUUUCAAACUGGCUAUGAAGUGGCAUAAGAAAAUGAUGGAGAUGUAUAGUGGUAAGCAGCCAAUGUCGUCACGAUGACAGCUUUCGCCAACGAUGUUUUCGAACCUUUUCUCGCCAAAUCUCAGUCGUUUUCCGAAACUGGUUGUAUGUCCUGCAUCGUAGUAUUUCACUUACAGGACUGUUCCACGAUCCUCUUUCGUACCGUUUAGUGUCUUAUCCUACUGUCAGCUUUUGUGUUAGAAGACGGUGUGUAGGACUCAGUUAAGGUUAUCAUUCCUCGUAUUAGAUUAAUUGAAGAUGGAAUGAUGCCGUAUCAUAUUCAUGCCAGGGCAUGACAUUUUAACAAAGGUCUCAUAACUAUCUGAUUCACUCAUUAUCAUCCCGAUGUUCCAUUUGUGUUCUCCUUCUUUUUCAUUCAAAUGCAUGUUCUAACAAAAGCAUUAUCGUAGCAAACUCUGGAUCUGAACUGACUUCCGUGUAUCAUUUAUGAUUUCCUUGUACAGUGUUGUUGAUUUGCUUUAUUCACGAGUCGUCUUCAGAUGUUCGAUAUGAACAAAGCC